UUAGCAGGCGCUUCCGUACUUUCACGAGAUAUUCUUCUUGCUUCUUGAACCAUUCUCAGCCUACCCGAGUUGCGGAGUUGUCACUACCUCCCGUCCUUACCCUUGCAUCUAGCGCCAAUCAGUACCCUCAUAGCAGGAAACCUCCAGCUCACACUCCACCACCGUACACUAGCUCGUUCUCCACACGGUACAUUUAGUCAUGGCGUCCAGCGAUAACGCCCCAUGCCUCGCCAACCCGGCUUGCCUCGCCUGCGUCCUCGACCCUAACUGCAAAGGUUUCUUCGUAGCACAAGGCAAAAUCGGCGCUCUCGGCGCCGUCAGCACCGCCGUCUCUACAUUCGGCCCCGCAGCUCUCGUCGCCGGCUGCGUGAUCCCCAUCGUCUUCUUCGGUAUCCUUCUCGCCCUCCACCGUCUCUUCUUCACCCGUUACACAUCGCAGCAUCAGCUUGGGCCGGAUGGUGGCCGUGUGGACAAGAAACGCACGUGGGCGCUUUUGGCAGGGUUCCUCUUCUUGGUCCUUUGCAUUGGAGCGCUGAUUAAAAGCCUGGCGACAUUUGAGGGAAGGACUAAGGGGGCGCUCAUCAUUGGAUAUGUGGGCUAUGUUGGUGCUUUGAUGGCGCUCAAUAUUGCCGGAGCCCUCCGCUUCCGCCGCAACCUCGCACACCCUACCCACCGCCGCAUCCUCCUCAUCGCAACCGUCCUCGUGACCCUCGCAAUUGGGCUUGCGGCCAUGAUCUGCAACUCUAUGGAUACGCAGGACUAUGAAGGCGACCUGAUCAACUAUGAGUUAUCGGACCGCGCGGCGUAUUUGCCGCUGGGAUUGCCGAUUUGGUACUUUUUGAUUGCGGUUUACGGGUUGAGUCGUGAGGUCCGCACCCCUCACGCCCGCAACGCCGGCUGGUCUGACAAAUACCGCCCGCGCACCACGGCCGCCACCUCCCCGCACACCCAAUCCUCUAACAACGUCGCCGCCCUCUCCACGGGCCACACCCCCCACACAUCCCACCCGCUCACCAUCCUCCUUCUAACCCUCCUUAACCUCGCCCUCAUCAUCGCCUACCUCGCGUCGGCACAUUCCAUCCGUCACGACAGACGCUUCGAGACGCCCGGCGCGAUCUUGUUCGCGACCUUGUUUUUGGCAAAUGAGGCAUGGAUUCGGGUUAGGGACUUCAGAGAGAAUGGGGCGCUGGUGACUGGGAACAGUAUGGAUAGCAUUGGGACUGUACCCGCUGGUGGGGCUACGGCCGCGAUGAAGGAGACGGUUUAGACUUGUAUGGCUAUGAGUUGGUUUUCGAACCUUGGGAUUGCGUUGAGAACUCCGAUGAU
Messenger RNA from Fimicolochytrium jonesii, 1326 nucleotides. RefSeq lists its product as uncharacterized. Lineage: Eukaryota; Fungi; Chytridiomycota; Chytridiomycetes; Spizellomycetales; Powellomycetaceae. The transcript has 3 exons. Bases 200 to 1267 code for a protein of 355 amino acids. The record is from RefSeq and is a predicted model, not a curated record.